AUGACGGAGUUCGCGACUUGCUCAUCGGCCAUCAUAAUUCCUGAGGAGAGAUUGGACGUAAAGGCGAACUGUUUUUGGUUACGUGGAGCUACGACAUUUUUUGACGUAAGAGUGACGCACGUAAACUCAAAAUGUAACCAAGGCCGGCCAACUCAGAUGAUUUUCAAGGAAUAUCUGAACGAAAAGAAGAGGAAAUACCAACAGAGAGUGUCAGGUGUUGAAAUGGGCUCUUUUAAACCCCUUGUUUUCGGGACUAAUGGUGGGAUGGGGAUUGAAUGCCAAAUGUUUCUUAAACAGCUGGCGCAGAAACUGGCAGAAAAAGAUAAUGAACGAUAUGCAGUUGUCAUAGCGUGGUUGAGAACCAGAAUUUCUUUCGAAAUUCUAAGACCAGUAAAUGUGAGUGUCAGGGGGUCUAGAUCACCUUUCUAUAGAAAAGAACUUGAAGUUGUGGACGAUUUUGGACUGAACCGACCAAGGCCGGUGGAGUUUUUUAUUUUUUUUUUCAAAUUUUAG
Molecule: messenger RNA, 513 nt
Organism: Paramuricea clavata
Lineage: Eukaryota; Metazoa; Cnidaria; Anthozoa; Malacalcyonacea; Plexauridae
Source: the annotation of a GenBank genome assembly